AGUGACAGCUAGCCAUGGCCAGUGGUUCCACGCUCACAUGAGCAGGCCCUGUGCAUGCCUCACUGUGUGGAUAGGAUGCUCGUCCGCACCACCGUUGUCUGACAGAGGAACCCUACCCUCCCUUUGCCAGUCAACCAUGGGGAACGCAAUGAGGAGCCAAGCAUCUGGAAACAACGACCAGAACAACUCCCUCAACCCCGUGCUGAAGGGGUCCGACAAUGACUUCCUUGUUGUUCUUCGUGACUACCCUUCAGCAGACAUCAGCCAGCCCAUCUUCAGAAUGGGAGAGAGGCUGAGAGUUUUGGCUGAUGAAGGAUACUGGGUGAAAGUACAUUCUGUGCAAACAGACACUGAAAACUACAUUCCCAACAGCCAUGUGGCGAAAAUCUACCAUGGGUGGCUGUUCGAGGGAGUAUCCAGGGAGAAGGCAGAAGAGCUAUUACGCCUGCCGGGAAACAGGGUUGGGUCUUUCAUGGUACGAGAGAGUGCAAGGGAAAGAGGUGUGUACUCUCUAUCAGUGAUGCACAGAUGUGUGAUGCACUACCGCAUUUUUCGCCUGCCCAACAACUGGUAUUAUAUCUCUCCUCGGCUCACCUUCCAGUGCCUGGAAGAUCUAGUCAACCACUAUUCAGACUCUGCAGAUGGCCUGUGUUGUGUGCUCACCACCCCCUGCCUGUCCAUCACCUCCACCAACACCCAGAACCUCAGCCCUGCAGCACCCAUGGUAGUGAUGCGUCGCAAUCUCCCCCAGAGCAAUGCAGACAGUCGCAAGUCCGAGAUGGUAAACUACAGCGCUCACAACCUUCAAGGUGGCACCGACGAUUUGCUCAGUUUUGGGGUGCGGGACAGCAUCGCUUCCUACCUGUCCCUCGCAGAAUCUGAGAGCCCCGGGCCAGGCAAGAGCAACCGCAAGAAGAAGAGCAAAUCGGUCUAUGUGAUGCAGGACCAUAAUAUCAGCCACAUGGCUUUGGAGGAGGACUGAAACCAUCUGCUGUGAGGUCAGCAGGCGAAUGCUGAACGAGCACCUUGCAAUGUUGCUAAUGGCUGGGGCAUGUUGAGUCACAGCAGCAUAGGACCACAUCUCCCAUCAGCUCCUCAAAAAAGGAAGCAAAACAGUAUGUCAUGCUCUACUGUUGAACUCAACCCAUGUCUGACAGCCACACCCCUUUGAAAAAUCCUUGACUCUCAGCUGCUUGGUUUUUAUGGACUCUAUUACCUUUUGGGAAGUUACUGCUGGGCUGUGAGAUGCACAGGCUGGCACAGAUGUAUCAUUCUGCGCCCAUCUGGAACAGCAUUUGAACUGUUUGUAACAGUUUCAAUGUGAAAUAUGUCCCGUUUGCUUGACCUAAUCAACAAGCACACUGUAUACACUUAUACUAUAGGGCACAAUGAAUACACGUUUCUGUAUGCACUGGCCAAAAGGCUGCAUAAAUGUAAUAUACAAAGGUGGCAUUUUACAGCAAAAUGUGAUGUAAAUAAUUAAAGCUCAUCCUUGAGUGAAAAAGACUACAUCCUGAACCAACCAUUCUGUCAAAUGCAUCACCAAACUUAGCUUUUUAUUUUUCUUCAUUCUGAAUGGAGUGAUACAGUGUUGUGUAUGUUCUAUUGGCAGCUAUACAGGUCAUUUUUUUGGAGCAAUUACUGGUUUUACAACACUUAAAAUACAUUUUUUUUCCAUCACAUAUAAAUCACAUAUAAUAAUACUGAUCCUUUGUGUCCAACAUCCAGAACAGGUUUUAUGGAUAUUCUGCAUUCCACAGGAAAAAUGGUUUCUCUUACCCCCUUAGCAGUAGAGGCUCGCCUGGAGAUCUGCAGCCAAAGGCAUUUAGAGGUUUAAACUGCACCUAAUAACAACAGGUGAUUCUCGUUCCCAGCCAAUCAUUGGCUCUGAUUCAGUAAUUAAGGCCAAAACUAGUAGACAAGGACAAAUCACAAAAAUUGGAAUCCUGCUGUUUAAACACUCACAAGAUAAAUAACUAUUUGUAUUGAUAGCCAGGAUAUGGUUAACACAUUUAACCAUUAGCUGUGACUACCCAGAUAAUAUCCAAUGGCAGCCAUUUAUGCCAACUUUUCACAUAUUGUAACUUGAACAAUAUCCAGAGGUGGAAAACCCCAGCUUCAGAAAGUAAAAGUCUUGCCAUGUAUU
This is a messenger RNA of Megalops cyprinoides (Indo-Pacific tarpon), 2146 nucleotides long. RefSeq names its product Src like adaptor 1a (gene sla1a). The coding region runs from base 38 to 982 and encodes 314 amino acids. NCBI's taxonomy places the organism in Eukaryota, Metazoa, Chordata, Actinopteri, Elopiformes, Megalopidae. The record is from RefSeq and is a predicted model, not a curated record. The transcript has 7 exons.